AAUUAAAUUACAAUUUUUUCUUUGGCCCAAUUUUCGAUUAGAAGAUUUAGCUUGUAUGAAUCGUUAUUGGUUCGAUACUAAUAAUGCUAGUCGGUUCAGUAUGGUAAGAAUAUAUAUAUAUCCGCGGUUGAAAUUUUGAUAAGGGUGCAUUUUUCAUAUAUCCCAUAGCAUAUCUGAUUUAGUAUAUGAAAACAAGGAGAUGGGUACGUCAUUCUUUUUCUUUUCCACUCCAUAUUCCAUUCUGAUACAUGGAAUUCAAUUAUGUAUCAAUUAGAUCUAGAAACGAAUCAAUGGAAUUUUUUUCUUUUCAUAUUAAGUAGAAUUUUUUUCUCUUUUGUAAGCGAAGAAAUAUACCAUCCUUUUGUAUCUAUAACAGAAUAAAAAAAAAAUUGGAUUGAUUAAUGAUAAAUUGUAUUUAAAAAAAUUUUGAAUUACUAACAAAGUAAAGAUUUUUGUUUAUACCAAAUUAAAAUGAACUGACAUUAUUUUAUUUAAUAAAUUUUUUAUUAUUACUGAUCAAUAAAAAAAUAUUUUAAACUUAAUUAAUAAUUAAUAAUUAAAAAGGGAAGUGCUUGUUUUAUGGUAAAAAAUUCAUUCAUUUCAGUUAUUUCACAAGAAGAAAAAGACGAAAACAAGGGAUCUGUUGAAUUUCAAAUAGUAAGUUUCACUAAUAAGAUACGAAGACUUACUUCACAUUUGGAAUUGCAUAGAAAAGACUAUUUAUCUCAGAGAGGUUUGCGAAAAAUUCUAGGAAAACGACAACGACUCCUGUCUUAUUUAGCAAAGAAAAAUAGAGUACGUUAUAAAGAAUUAAUUAUCCUGUUGGAUAUUCGGGAAUCAAAAACUCGUUAAUUUUAAGAGUUUUUUUGAAUUAUUUGAUUUAUUAGAUCUUGAGAUGAACUUAUUUUUGUUUUCAGUAAUUCAUGGACGAAUGGAUCAAGGAAACCCUAUGAAUGUACCAGCUACACGAAAAGACCUUAUGAUAGUUAAUAUGGGUCCCCACCACCCAUCAAUGCAUGGUGUUCUUCGCCUCAUCGUUACUCUAGACGGGGAAGAUGUUAUUGACUGUGAACCAAUAUUAGGUUAUUUACACAGAGGAAUGGAAAAAAUUGCGGAAAAUCGAACAAUUAUACAAUAUUUGCCCUAUGUAACACGUUGGGAUUAUUUGGCUACUAUGUUCACAGAAGCAAUAACAGUAAAUGGUCCAGAACUGUUAGGAAAUAUUCAAGUGCCUAAAAGAGCUGGCUAUAUCAGAAUAAUUAUGUUGGAAUUGAGUCGUAUAGCUUCUCAUUUGUUAUGGCUUGGUCCCUUUAUGGCAGAUAUAGGUGCACAGACUCCUUUCUUCUAUAUUUUUAGAGAAAGAGAGUUAGUAUAUGAUUUAUUCGAAGCUGCCACUGGUAUGAGAAUGAUGCAUAAUUUUUUUCGUAUCGGGGGAGUAGCGUCUGAUCUACCUCAUGGUUGGAUAGAUAAAUGUUUGGAUUUUUGCGAUUAUUUUUUAACAGGAGUUACUGAAUAUCAAAAACUUAUUACGCGAAAUCCUAUUUUUUUAGAACGAGUUGAGGGAGUAGGUAUUGUUGGUACAGAGGAAGCAAAAUAUUGGGGUUUAUCGGGACCUAUGCUACGAGCUUCCGGAGUACAAUGUGAUCUUCGUAAAGUUGAUCAUUAUGAGUGUUACGACGAAUUUGAUUGGGAAAUCCAGUGGCAAAAAGAAGGAGAUUCCUUAGCUCGUUAUUUAGUCCGAAUUGGUGAAAUGAUGGAAUCUAUAAAAAUUAUUCAACAGGCUCUGGAAGGAAUUCCGGGGGGGCCCUAUGAGAAUUUAGAAAUCCGACGUUUUGAUAGAGAAAGGGAUUCGGAAUGGAACGAUUUCGAAUAUCGAUUCAUUAGAAAAACUUCUCCUACUUUUGAAUUACUGAAACAAGAACUUUAUGUGAGAGUCGAAGCCCCAAAAGGAGAAUUGGGAAAAUUUCUUAUAGGAGAUCAGAGCGGUUUUAAGUUGAGAUUUAAAAUACGUACGCCGGGUUUUAUCAAUUUGCAAAUUCUUCCUGAAUUAGUUUAAAGAAUGCAAUUGGCUGAUAUUAUGACAAUUCUAGAUAUACAAGCUAUCAAUUCUGUUUCUAGAUUAGAAUCCUUAAACGAGGUCUAUGGAAUUAUAUGGGUGUUUGUCCCGAUUUUUAUUCUUGUAUUGGGAAUCACGAUAGGCAUACUAGUAAUUGUAUGGUUAGAAAGAGAAAUAUCUGCAGGGAUACAACAACGUAUUGGACAUGAAUAUGCCGGUCCUUUAGGAGUUCUUCAAGCUCUAGCGGAUGGGACAAAACUACUUUUCAAAGAGAAUCUUUUUCCAUCUAGGGGGGAUAUUCGUUUAUUCAGUAUCGGACCAUCCAUAGCAGUCAUAUCAACUCUAUUAAGCUAUUCGGUAAUUCCUUUUGGCUAUCACCUUGUUUUAACUGAUCUAAAUAUUGGUGUUUUUUUAUGGAUUGCCAUUUCAAGUAUUGCUCCCAUCGGACUUCUUAUGUCAGGAUAUGGAUCAAAUAAUAAAUAUUCCUUUUUGGGUGGUUUACGAGCUGCUGCUCAAUCGAUUAGUUAUGAAAUACCAUUAACUCUUUGUGUGUUAUCCAUAUCUCUACGUUGAUGUUAUCACCGACUAUGAUUAUCUAAUAGUUCAAGUACAGUUGAUAUAGUUGAGGCACAAUCAAAAUCUGGUUUUUGGGGGUGGAAUUUGUGGCGUCAACCUAUAGGAUUUAUCAUUUUUUUUAUUUCUUCUCUAGCAGAAUGUGAGAGAUUGCUUGAUUUACCAGAAGCAGAAGAAGAAUUAGUAGCAGGUUAUCAAACCGAAUAUUCGGGCAUCAAAUUUGGUUUAUUUUAUAUUGCUUCCUAUCUAAACUUAUUAGUUUCUUCAUUAUUUGUAACAGUUCUUUACUUGGGCGGUUGGAAUAUCUCUAUUCCGUAUAUAUUCGUUCCUGAGCUUUUAGAAAUAAAAAAAAUAGGCGGAGUCUUUGGAACAACAAUUGGUAUCUUUAUUACAUUGGUUAAAACUUAUUUGUUCUUGUUCAUUCCUAUCACAACAAGAUGGACUUUACCUAGACUAAGAAUGGACCAACUUUUAAAUCUUUGAUGGAAAUUUCUUUUACCUAUUUCUCUCGAGAAAAAAACAAACAUAAAAUUAUUCAUAAAUAUUUACGAUAUGUUUCCCAUGGUAACUGGGUUCAUGAAUUAUGGGCAACAAACCAUACGAGCUGCAAGGUACAUUGGUCAAGGUUUUAUGAUUACCUUAUCUCAUGCAAAUCGUUUACCUGUAACUAUUCAAUAUCCUUAUGAAAAAUUAAUCACAUCGGAGCGUUUCCGCGGUCGAAUUCAUUUUGAAUUUGAUAAAUGCAUUGCUUGUGAAGUAUGUGUUCGUGUAUGUCCUAUAGAUCUACCUGUUGUUGAUUGGAAAUUGGAAACUGACAUUCGAAAGAAACGGUUGCUUAAUUACAGUAUUGAUUUCGGAAUCUGUAUAUUUUGUGGCAACUGUGUUGAGUAUUGUCCGACAAAUUGUUUAUCGAUGACUGAAGAAUAUGAGCUUUCUACUUAUGAUCGUCACGAAUUGAAUUAUAAUCAAAUUGCUUUAGGUCGUUUACCAAUGUCAGUAGUUGACGAUUAUACAAUUCGAACAAUUUUGAAUUCAACUCAAAAAAAAAUAGGUAAACCACUUUGAUUGAUUAAAAAGUACAAUUAUUAAACUCAAAUUCUGUUUUGAUCUAAAAGGAUGAAAGGAUGAAAUGGGUUUUCUUUUAUUUUUCUUGGUCAAUAACUACAAAAAUUACAAAUUCCAACUAUUGAUUUGAUUGAUUGAUGAUAAUUGCGUCGCGACUUAAUUUGGAUUGAAAAUCUAUUAAUAUAUCUUUAAUUCUAUCCAUAAUUAUUUCUAAAAAAAAAAUUUAGAAUGCCUUUUUGAGAAAGGAUGAGAUUAGUAGAAUAGCU
This is a messenger RNA of Hevea brasiliensis (rubber tree), 3960 nucleotides long. RefSeq lists its product as uncharacterized. Gene Ontology annotation, cellular component: membrane. NCBI's taxonomy places the organism in Eukaryota, Viridiplantae, Streptophyta, Magnoliopsida, Malpighiales, Euphorbiaceae. Gene Ontology annotation, molecular function: 4 iron, 4 sulfur cluster binding; NADH dehydrogenase (ubiquinone) activity; NAD binding. Gene Ontology annotation, biological process: aerobic respiration. The record is from RefSeq and is a predicted model, not a curated record.